ACACCUGGCUGUGCGGUGCAUUUACCAUCGCUUUACCCACAGAAAGCCUAUUUAAAAAGGAAAGGGAUGAGUCCAACGCUCCUGACUCCGUAACCCCCCUCCAAAAGAACCCAGCUUUCUCUCUCCGGCUGCGCGUCCCUCAAUCUGGAUCGGCAUAAAUGAAUGAAACACAGGGGAAUAUCGAUAGACAAUCGCACAGGACAACUCUCUGUCAAACCAGCCUGCCAGAAGGAAUUUACGUCGGGCUUGACAGGCAAAUCAACAUGAGUUUUUUCCUCUGGAACUUCAUCUCAAGCUUGUCAAAUGUGUAAGACGGCGACCGGUGUCUUCUGCCCCCCUUGCAAAGGAGUCACGCUGUGAUUAACGGUCAGGUUUUUGACUGCCAGGACAAAUGAAUACAAAUGAAUUUAGGCACCCGAAGGAGAGAUUGCAGAACCUCUCAUCUAGACACAAAGAGAGCCCUAUUGCUCUGUACAGUUUUAUAUUGUACUUGUUACCUGGGACUUACACAAGUACACUCUGAAGAUGUGGACAUCCUCCAAAAGUUGGGGCUCAAGGGAGAGAAGCCGUCACGCUCGGUGCCAGCAGGGGUCAUUCCAUUCAAAUCGGGGAUCAUCCUCAACCAGCGGGCGCACAUUGAAACUCCAUUGCGCUCAGUCUUCCCAGCGGCCAUCUGGCCCAACUUGGCACUGGUCCUGAGUGUUCGCUCACACCGUGUCAACAGUGCUUUCCUCUUCACCCUGCUCUCAGGCCGCAGGAAGCUCCUUCUCGGUCUGCAGCUUGCACCGGGCAAUCUGGUCCUUCACACAGGACCAAACACCUCGGUGGCAUUGCCCUAUGAGCCCCAUGAUGGUCAGUGGCACCAGCUGGCGGUGGGAAUUAAUGGACAGCGAGUGACUCUAUAUGCCUCCUGCGGAGAGCAGAGUGUUCAUGCAGACUUUGGGUGUGACAGUGAGGAGGGACUGGCUCCAGAGCUCCAGGGCUCCUUCCUGCUUGGGCGGACAAGCCAGCAACAAGCCUCAGCCCACUUUGAAGGAGCCAUCUGCCAGUUUGACCUGGUCCCUUCUGCACAGGCAGCUCACAACUACUGCAAGUACAUUAAGAAACAGUGCAGGGAAGCUGAUACAUACAGGCCUAACCUUCCUCCCUUGUUGCCUAUCCUACCACGAGAAACAAACAUCACAGCUACUGCUGCUACACCUAAACGCGGUAGCCCGGAAACAGCGAGGAAGCCCACGAGGCUGAGCCUUGCCAAGAGUGUUGCCGCUGCUGCCUCGGCUGUCAGAUAUGUGGCUCCCACCCAAACAAUAAAGCCCAGCCCUGGGACCAUUCAUACACCCCUGCUGGGAACUGUGAUACCAGUCAUAGUCCAGCUUGGUUUGGCCUCCCCGUCUCCCAAGGCCAGGACUGAAACUGUCACAGCACCACUCAGGACAAGAGAACCCCUGACAAAACCACCAAACCCAGGACCCUCCACCUCUAAAGCUUCAAAUCAGAAACCCUCCAAACCCACUCCCACAAAUCCCACUCCUCAUAACAGCUCCAAAAAGACGAUAGCCGGAAUAGACAACAAGAAGAAACCUACUAUUCCAGCCACUACCAGCACCAAACCCUUCAAGAUAAAGUCAGACUUAUCAGACCAAGUUGCAGUCCCAAAGAAACCACAACCCACCACAGCCAAGAAAACAUCUCCCAAGCCUAAAGUUUUGCCAUCCGAUGCCACUCCAUCCAAACCCAGAACAAAUUCUGUCAAAGUUGUCCCUUCUAAACCAACGAUAUCCAAAGUCAACCCCUCAAAAUCAACAAUCUCCAAAACUACAACUGCUAAAACCUCCAAGCCAGUCAAACAGGUCAUCAAAUCAACAAAGCAAGUCAAAACCACCAAGGCUCCAGUCACCCCGAAACCAACCAGACCUUCGUAUAACCCAGUAACACCACCCGCUACUGAUGCCUUCCAGAGCUGGGAGGUACCACCUACUCAGUUCUCCCUGCUGGCUGGACCUAUAGGACAGAAAGGAGAAGCAGGCCCAGCGGGACUGCCAGGACCUCCAGGAAAGCCAGGCCUGCCAGGCAAGAGGGGUCCUCGGGGCGCCCCUGGUCCCCAUGGAAACCCUGGCCGACAUGGUCCACCCGGGCUCAAGGGGAGAAAAGGAGACCCUGGCAUCUCACCUGGGCCAGCACCUAAAGGAGAGAAAGGAGACUCAGGGAUUAUUGGCCCGGUUGGACUGACUGGCCAAGAAGGUCGGAAGGGACAGAAAGGUUACCCUGGUCCACCUGGACUCCCUGGAGAGCCUGGAGAGCAAGGUCCAGUCGGAAGCCCAGGUGCCAAAGGUUAUCCUGGCAGGCAGGGUUUACCAGGGCCCAUAGGACCAGUGGGGCCUAAAGGCGUUCGGGGUUUCAUUGGAAUCCCGGGGCUUUUUGGCCUUCCUGGGCCUGAUGGCGAAAGAGGCAUUCCUGGCGAACCAGGGAAGAGGGGCAAGAUGGGUAGGCCGGGGUUUCCAGGGGACUUUGGGGAGAGAGGACCACCUGGACCAGAUGGAGAGCCAGGUGAGAUGGGAGCCCCCGGUCCAAACGGAGUUCUUGGACUUAUUGGUGAUAUGGGACCUUUGGGAGAGAUGGGCCUUCCAGGACCUAAUGGACUGAAGGGGGUGCCCGGAAAUCCAGGAGAACCAGGACUGAAAGGUGAUAAGGGUGAAAUUGGGAUUCCUGGAGAGCAAGGGGAGAUUGGGUACAAAGGAGACAAGGGCAUCCAGGGGGCUCCAGGGUUACCAGGCAUCCGUGGGAAACCAGGACCACAGGGCAAGCUAGGAGAGAGAGGCCCUAAUGGUGCACCUGGACCACCAGGCCCUGAGGGUUUCCCUGGUGACAUGGGACCACCGGGAGAGAAUGGCCUUGAAGGACCAAAGGGAAAGCCAGGGGCCAGAGGUUUACCAGGGCCACGAGGGGUGCCUGGCUUGGAGGGAGAUGAGGGCCCAAUUGGACCACCAGGCCCAACAGGACUUGAGGGUAGAAUGGGCAGAAAAGGAUUUCCUGGGAAGGUUGGGCCAGAGGGAGUUAAGGGAGAGACCGGUGUCACAGGAAAAGUUGGAACCAUGGGAGAAAGAGGCUUGGUGGGUUUCAUCGGACCUGUGGGAGAGGCAGGACUGGCAGGAGAGAAGGGGGAUCGAGGGGAGAUGGGCCUUCCCGGACCACCUGGAGAAAAGGGAACAACGGGUCACCCAGGGACACCAGGUGAGAUCGGACCUACAGGACCACCAGGAAGACCAGGCCCUCCUGGAGCGACUGGGCCAGCCGGUACCAGAGGACCCAAAGGCUUACGGGGUGCGAUAGGGCCUGACGGUCCAACAGGAGAGAUGGGGUUAGAGGGCAAGAUGGGUCUUGAUGGUCCUCCAGGAAAAAUAGGUUUCCCUGGACCACAGGGGAAGAUUGGAGAGACAGGGGAAACUGGGCCUAAAGGUUUUCCCGGUAUCCAAGGGCCCUCAGGACCUCCAGGGGACAAGGGAAUAGCAGGCGAGCCGGGACCACCUGGGCCACCAGGGACUGUGGGACUAUUAGGAGAAAUUGGUCAAAAGGGUCCUCCAGGCAAGGUCGGAGAACCAGGACUGCCAGGCGAGCCAGGGGAGAAGGGAGCCAUUGGACCUGCUGGGAACAUCGGCGAGCAGGGACUAAUGGGACAGCGGGGAGAGCCAGGCCUAGAGGGAGAAGCUGGUCCAGCUGGUCCCGAUGGAGCCAAGGGUGAAAAAGGCGACAUGGGUCAGGAGGGCGACAAAGGAGAAAAAGGUGAAACUGGGAUAAAGGGAAUGGAGGGCCCACCUGGAAGUCCUGGACUCACUGGCGUCAGAGGUCCAGAAGGCAAACCUGGCAAAAUUGGGGAAAGAGGCAAACCAGGGUCAAAGGGUGCCAAAGGUCAUCAAGGUCACCUUGGGGAGACUGGGCCAGUGGGGAAGACUGGACCACCAGGUUUUGUUGGGCCAAAGGGGUCCAGAGGAACCAUUGGACAUGUGGGGGCUCCUGGUCGAAUGGGUCAACAGGGGGAACCUGGUCUUGCAGGUUAUGAGGGCCAUCAGGGACCACAGGGCCCUAUGGGGCCUCCAGGACCAAAAGGUGAAAAGGGCGAGCAGGGAGAUGAUGGGAAAGUAGAGGGUCCUCCUGGUCCUCCAGGUGACAUAGGUCCUCCAGGUGACAGAGGAGAGAGAGGGGAACCAGGAGAUCCGGGUUACAAAGGUCAAGUUGGUGUGGAUGGAGAGAGAGGCAGAUCAGGAGCUCCUGGACAACCUGGACAACCUGGACCACGCGGGCAACAAGGACCCAAAGGGGCCAAAGGAGAUCAAGGUCAGAAAGGCAAAAGGGGUCAGUCAGGACAAAAAGGAACCAGAGGACCAGAGGGCAGGGGUGGUCUUCCUGGUCCCAGAGGUGUGGUGGGCCGAGAGGGACAGGAGGGUGUGCCCGGGGUGGAUGGAGUCCCAGGAAAGGAUGGCAGUAAAGGCAUGCCGGGAGAGCAUGGUGAUGAUGGGGAGGCUGGUCUUCCUGGCAAAGCUGGCUCACAUGGUAAAACUGGUGUUCCAGGACUCCCAGGAGAUCAGGGGGGCAUUGGGCCAAAGGGUGAGCAGGGUCUUCGAGGCCAGAGUGGACCUCCAGGGAAAAGAGGCUUCAGAGGUGGAAUGGGACUGCCAGGGCCACAGGGAGACCAAGGACCCAAAGGGCAACCUGGUGAUACAGGGGAACCAGGAUUUCCAGGAAUUCUGGGAGUUUUUGGACCAAGGGGGCCUCCAGGAGACUUUGGGCCAAAGGGUAUACGGGGACCAAAGGGGCCACAGGGCACAAUAGGCAGAGGAGGAGUUGCUGGACCAAUGGGAAUUAUUGGUCCCAAUGGAAGCGCAGGUCCUAGAGGAGAGAAGGGCAACCGUGGAGAGACUGGAUUUCAAGGCCCAAGGGGAUCUCCUGGACCUCGUGGACCCCCUGGACUUGCAGGUCCCCCAAGUAUCCCUCCAUCAUUUAAUAUGCCAGUGAUGGACCUGCCAAUGCUGGACCAGGGCACAGAGAUCUUUAAGACCCUCCACUACCUCAGUAACCUGAUCCAGAGCCUGAAGAACCCACUGGGCACUCGGGACAACCCCGCCCGCAUCUGCAGGGACCUGCACAGCUGUGAACAGAAGUUAAACGAUGGCACUUAUUGGAUUGAUCCCAACCUGGGCUGCUCAUCAGAUACAAUAGAAGUCUCCUGCAACUUUACUCGAGGUGGACAGACUUGCCUAAAACCAAUAACAGCAUCAAAGCCAACAAUGAGCGUUGGUCGUGUCCAGAUGAACUUCCUGCACCUGCUGAGCUCAGAGGCAGUGCAGCACAUCAUCAUCCACUGCCUGAACAUCUCUGUUUGGAGGCCAGCUGAAGAUCAGCCAGCUGCCCAGGGGUCUGUGAGAUUCAAGGCCUGGAGUGGGGAGGUGUUCGAGGUGGGAGGAGAGCUUGAGCCAGAAGUCAUAGAAGACUCCUGCUGGAUAAAAGAUGGCCGUUGGCACCAGACCCAUUUUGUGUUCCACUUCCUGGACCCCACCCUGCUCCCUGUGGUCGACAUCUACAACCUCCCCAAUACUACUCCUGGCUCCCAUUACCACCUAGAAGUAGGUCCUGUAUGCCUCCUGUGAGGCCUGCAGUGUAAGUCGUCUGAGUAUGGAGGGAUGGAUCAUCACCCAUGCAGGUGUGGAGGUCGGAGCAGUCUCCUCCUAACUAUGGCAAAACAAUCCAAGCGAGUACAAGCCUCCCUCCAAACAGAUCCUGCUUCACUCUGCCAAACUCCCAUUGGACUGCAGACACAGAGGGAGGAAGCACGGGGAGCUGGGGGGACAAAUAAGAGCUGAAGAGGAGCAGGGGAGUUCUUGCACUAAUAGCUUCUCCAUACGGCAAAAGCUUCUUCAAGCUCUUCAAGAAGGAUCUCCAUAUGUACGCCCGCUUGGAGAAAAAAAGGCUCUAUGCCACACAAUCUCUCUGGAACAUUACUAAGUGAAGGGAGAUCAAGGCCAAGUUAAUCAGCGGACAUUACAGUAACUUAUUUUUUUAACUGUAUACAGUCUGUAUACUGUGUGUACUUUUUUUGGAAAUACCAGGAAUUCAAUUCUGUUAGAAGAGAAGAAUUAAAGUAAUUGGGAUCAGUUAAAUGUACAUAUAUGUAUGCUUAUUAUUAACGUUUAUACGUGUAUAUCUUAUGUAAAAAAAAAAUAAUCUUCAAGUGCAAUAGAAAAUGAGAAGAUAAUUUGAUAUUUUAAAUUUAUAUGGAAGGAUUUUUCAGGGGUGCCAUUUUAUUUGCCAUUGGUGCUCAUCUCCUUGUGAUCUUGCCCAUGUGAAUUAAUCCAAAGGCAGGCUCAUUUGCUUAAUUGCUCAUUUGAGCAGACAACACAUCUGUAUUUACUAGUGCUCCAAGUGGGAAAUCAUGGCUUUCAGUUUCCUCUCUAAUGCGGGAAAACCAGUGGCACCCAGUCAACUCUCUGUAAUAACAUCUGAAGCAACACACUGAUGCACACAAGCCGUCCACAUGGAAAGUCAGUACAUUAAAUACUUAUUGCUAUACUUAUUACUCAUACAUUAUUGAACCGGAUGCCACUGAUGAUUAGGGAGAACAUCUGCAGUUGUGGAGAUUAGAGGUCAGAGUGAAAUGGAGUAUUAAGUAUUAAGUUCUCUGCAACUGUGGAGUGUGAAAUCAUUUCCUUGCUUCCUUAUAUGAUAAAAGAUAGGAGGGUAAUAGUUGUUAUUUACUCAGCACUACACGGGACCAGGCGUCUCUUCUUCUACCCCACUUACAAUAGACAGACUAAAGGUACAGGCAUUCCUUAGAGGAAAACUGAGCCACAGGAGAGAGGAGAGUGGGUCCAUGAAUCAAAAUUAAAACCCCAUCUUCUAUCCCAUCCUCUCUCUAAUGCAUGGUGCUAAGUAAAUUAUCUAAGGUGCUAACCAUAGUGCUGUAAUUACACCACUUUGCUAAAAUAUUCUGAUGUUUAUAGUGCAUGAUGCUUAGAUGAAUAUAAAAGUCCAUAUAAUAUAUUGCCAUAGCUUCCAUAAUGCACUAUAAUGUUAAUAUCCCAUCCAAAACUAUAUAAUUCCUUAAUAGUCAACCAUCUGUUGUUAAUUCAAAACUGUUUUUGUCCAAUGCUGCAUUUUACAGAGAUGCUUAUUCUGAUUGAAAAUAUUUUUGAAAUAACUAUAAAAACUACAAUCACAAUCACAGGGUUUGAAGUAUUUUUUAAGAAUAAAGUUUUCUUUUUUUUUUGUACAAAGCCCCCCACAGCUGUAUGUAAUAUUUUUAGAAACACAACUAGUGGAGAUAGUUUUAAUUAAAUAAAAGUUUCUUUGUUGUAGCUGGACACAAGUGUGUAUAAUUGUGCAAACCUUGCUGUAUACAGUGGAUCCCCUCUUGCUAAUUUAAUGUUAUUUAAUGUUGUUAACGUGGUUGCCGACUGAGCAAAUUUCUGUUGGUUGAAGCAAUACUACUCUUUCUGACAACUUUAUAUAUCAGUUUGCCCAACUGGUCUUGGAGUUUAUAGAUUUUUUUAUGUGUAAAUUUGGGGCUCCAGAGAACAAAUUUAUUGCAAUGUUAAUUAUCUUUUAUUUUUUUAAUUUUUGUUAUUUUGCUUUAUGUUGUUUUUCCUCUAUGAUAAUCAACCAUGUACUGUACCAGGACUCUGUGCUAUACUAUAACUUGUGUUUUAAAGAAUUAUGCAAAUAUGUGAACAUUUCUUCUUUUUGUAAAUCUGUUGUAGACAUUAAAACGAGAUAAGAAUACCUCACAUUUUUACACAUGACUUGGAGCAAAGAUUUUCUGUUGCCUUUCUAAUUAAAGCCUGAUUGGAAAUAUCAGCAUCAUCAAACUCUGAACAAGACCAUUUCUGGUGCCAACAUGCUUUAUCUGUCAUACUGUUUAUUCAUUGUUCAAUGUCCAUUUGUUCAAUAAAUACUUUCAAUUUG
Molecule: messenger RNA, 7953 nt
Organism: Siniperca chuatsi (mandarin fish)
Lineage: Eukaryota; Metazoa; Chordata; Actinopteri; Centrarchiformes; Sinipercidae
Gene: col27a1a
Product: collagen, type XXVII, alpha 1a
Exons: 60
Coding region: 402-5642 (1746 amino acids)
Molecular function (GO): extracellular matrix structural constituent
Source: RefSeq, a predicted model, not a curated record